This is a messenger RNA of Ambispora gerdemannii, 2529 nucleotides long. The record is from the annotation of a GenBank genome assembly. Lineage: Eukaryota; Fungi; Glomeromycota; Glomeromycetes; Archaeosporales; Ambisporaceae.
AUGUCACAACCACAAAUCCCAGCAAUCGGCAGCGAAUUCCCGACGGUCGAAAGUUUCAAGGAAGCCGCACAACAAGGUGCUAAGGCAGCUGGCUUCGCUUUUAGUGUAUCAUCAUCAAAAAUGUCGCGUGUUGGCAAAGUCAAUCGCACUCCUUUUGUUACCUUGCAGUGCACAAUGGGAGGCGAAUAUAGAAAUAAUCACGAGAUUACUGAAGAAACUCGAAAAAGAAAAAAAUUCACGAAACGUCAAAACUGUCCUGUCAUUUUACGGGCUGUUUUGAACGAGGAUGCUGGCGUUUGGGUGGUACAAUCUUUCAAAACUCAGCACAACCACGAACUUCUUUUUCCAUCACAAGUUCACUGUCUCCAUCAACAUCGGCUUCUCAAUACAGAACAAAAAGAGCUAGUUCACAUGAUGCUCAGAAGCGGGGCAUCAACCAAAUCAAUCGCUGACGCAGUACACUGGAAGCACGGUACUGUAUACACAAAAGACGUCAUCAAUGAACGUGGCCGAAUUAGAAACGCUCUGAAUGAAGGCUCCAACCACGACACCACCGUACGGCUUCUGCAAAUGUUGGAGGAACGCCAGUAUGUAGUUCGCCAUACAUUAUCAAAAGAUGGCCAUAUGCAAAACCUGUUCUUUACACACAUUGAAGCUGCGCGUCAAACGGCUAUAUGUUCAGAGGUGCUUAUGGUGGAUGCAACGUACAAGACAAACUUAUACAAGCUUCCUCUCAUCAACGCUGUUGGUGUUAGCAACAUUGGCAAUGCCAAAGUUCUUAAUACAUAUCAAAUUGCAAUGGCAUGGGUAGCAAACGAACAGGAAUACACAUACGAAUGGUUUCUACGUACCUUGAAAGAAACAAUUUACGACACUUUCUUUUGCUCUCCAGAAGUAUUUGUUUCAGACAGAGAUCAGGCCCUUCGAAAAGCGGCAAACAGCGUUUUUCCGGAAGCGAAAAAAAUGCUCUGCAUUUGGCACAUGCUUGCACAAAACUUACGAACUGCGUGCCGAAAGUUUUUUGAUUCUGAUAAAGAUUAUGAUAAAUUUUUGUCAUUGGUUCAACAAGUUGCUUAUGCUGAGGAAAUGAGUACAGUCGAAAAAGCGUUCAAUGAGGUGAAACAAGCAGCGAUGAAAAGUAGAGAUCCUAAUUAUAUUCAAAAUUAUCUUGAGGAAUGGAAAAAAGACGCAAAAGGUUGGAUGCAUGUUCACACAAAAAAUUAUCCGCAUAUGGGGAUCCGGUCAACGCAGCGGGUGGAGGGAAGCCACAGCGGUUUGAAGAAGGCAAUAGAGGCAGCAAGCGGCUUAGAGCAGGUGUUCUCACACAUCGAUCGUGCCUUUCGCCAGCAACAAUUACAAAUGAAUGGAGCUUUUGGUUUGAAUAUUGUUUCUGUUGAUCCGUUCAUACGCAACAAUGAGAGAUUUGAACAGCUGCUUGGAAAAAUUUCCAGAUGGGCAAUCGAUCAAAUAAAAAGAGAAAUAUGCGAGACUGAAGAUAAUGAUAAUGCAAACAGUGAUACCUGUAAAUGCAGCUUGAGAUUGAAUUUUAAGCUACCAUGCCGCCACAUAAUUCCGUCGACAGGGCCCAUUCCGCUUUCUCUUGUACAUCCUCGCUGGCUUCUAAAGCAUGAUUCAGUACCCUCAUUGUCUUCAUCAUCAUUAUCAACUGACAUAGCCAUCAGUAAGGCUUUAUAUAAGCUUGAAGAAAAAUACGAAUCCCUGAAUGACUGUGGAUCAAAAGUCACGUUCUUGCAAAAAAUCGAAGCCUUGGCUGCUGAAAAAAAUGUAGUUCCAAAGGCACCAUUGCGUAUCACACCUAAAGGACGACCAACAUCCACCAAGCGAAAUUCUCUUCUUAGUGAACUUCAAGAUAAAGCCGCCAUGAAAAAAAGAAAUGUAAAAAAACCAAUGCCCGAACUCAUGAAAAGUCUGCAAAAAUCACCACAACUCUUAUAUCAUGAUCAAAUACCCACUUAUAUGCAUAAAUAUAUAAAAGAGGUAAUAAAUGUGGAUGGCGAUGGCAAUUGCGGGUACAGAGUACUGGCUGUGUGUUUAGGGAGGAAUGAAAGCGAAUGGCCAGAGGUGAAAAAAGAAUUGCGGGAGGAAUUAAAUAAAAGGGAGCAAUUCUACCGAUCGUUAUUUCUAGUUAAUGGUGAUUAUGCGGCGAUUAUGAGAGAGAUUUCUUGGGUGGAUGGUCCUUGCACGUUCGAAUACUGGAUGAGAAUGCCACUGAUGGGAGAUGUUAUAGCAAACACCUAUCAAAGACCACUACACUUUUUCUCACUACAAACAAAUCUUACCUUCCUUCCGCAUCAUCAUCCAUUGAACCGAAAUAAAGCUCUUGCAAUGGCUUUUGUUAACAAUAAUCAUUAUGUAGCCAUAAUGCUGAAAUCUGGUGCGCCUGUACCACCAAUUAUUAAUCGAUGGAUACAAUUUGCUACCUUGGCAGCAACAAAAUGGAAAUUACUAAUUCAAGAUCGUAUAGCCCAAUUUCUUUUUGCAAGUAAUUCAGCCAGUGAAACGGUCUAG